CGUUCAACCUGGGCAUUGUUGAACGUAGUUUGUUAUAUAGACGGAGCUAAUGUAACAGAAUUAAUGGCAAAUGUUGUUCUGAAGGUAGAAUGUGGUUAGGAGUCAUUUGGGUAUAAACUGGGAAUACAUUUGAACAGCAGAACCGUGUUUGUUGAGUUAUGGCUCCUUUUCGUGUGCUUGUUUGCUAACAGGAGAGUGAAGACUCGUAUGUUAAAGAAACGGUACGUUACAGAAUAUUUCUGCUGUGUGCAUUUGUACAGGGUGCUGCUGUUAGCUGCCUUGGUUAAUGAGCAACCAGCAGAUAUUCUGUUCUGAAUCUUCGACCAGCAAAACAAAGAACAGCUUGACCUGCGUGCAUCAGCUUGGUGAUCCCAGCAGCAGCAGCUGGAUGCAGAGGUGGAACAUAUUAGGAAAAAAUAGCCUCUUAUUAAAGUUAAAAAGAAAAUGAGUAACAAAAUCCAAGACGAUGUUUACAACCCUCGUGAUCAACUGCGCAUAAUAGUGGUUCCUGCAGAUGGUCAAGAGAUGGUAUUGAUUAAAGAAGAAGCUUCUGGAUGUUGGAGUCCCAGUGUGAACCAAGAGGAUUCUAAACCCUUCUACAUAAAGGAGGAACAGGAUGAAUCGUGGACUGAUUUGGAGGAAGAGCAGCCUGAGGUGGAGGAGACUGAUGCAGUUUCUUUAAAGAGUGAGAAUGAUGAAGAGAAACGUUCAUUCUCAGAAGUUUGUGAGCACCAAUUGGAAGAUGGAGAUCUUCCAACCAGCAGUUCAGUCGACCAAACGACAGCAGCAGUUGAUGGAGAGGACUGUGGAGGAGCAGAAACUAGCAGAUACCCAGACUGUUCCAACUCUUCAGAGACUGAAGUCAGUGAAGCUGAUGAACAUGAGAGCUGUUCUGACUCUCAACUGAAUUUUUUGCCACAGUCAAAGUCAAAAACCAAAGGCAGCGAGAGGAAAGAGAGCAGGUCUUGCAAGUCGAGUGUAAAGAAAUCUUUUAUUUGCUCUGAUUGUGGGAAGCAGUUUGUUAACACCCGGUCUCUUCAGAGACACAUGAAACGUCAUUCAAAAAUAACAUCUUCAAACUGUUUAGUUGACGACAAAAGUUUAAAAGUGGAGGAAAAAGUCGACUCUCCAAAGAAAGUCCAGACAAGUCAGAAGUCAUUCAGUUGUGAUUUCUGUGGUAAAAUAUUUAACAGAAAAGAUAAUUUAAACACACACGUGAGAAUCCACACGGGACAGAAACCGUUUGGCUGUGAUGUUUGUGAACGAAGGUUCGGCAGUAAGACUCAUUUGAACCGUCACAUGAUAAUCCACAUAGGCGAGAAACCAUUCGUUUGUGAUGUUUGUGGACAAAGAUUUAGUGAUAAGAGCAACUUAAAUGGACACAUGAGAAAACACACAGGGCAGAAACCUUUUGGCUGUGAUAUCUGUGGACAAAGAAUUAGCGAUAGGAGUAGCUUGAGCAGACACAUGAAAAUACACACAGGACUGAAACCAUUUGGUUGUGACGUUUGUGAGCGAAGGUUUAGCAGCAAAACACAUUUAAACACACACAUGAGAAUCCACACAGGACAAAAACCCUUUGCUUGUAAUAUCUGUGGACAAAGAUUUAUUCAAAAGCCACACCUAAACACACACAUGAUAAUCCACACAGAUGAUAAACCGUUUAGCUGUGACGUUUGUGGACAAAGAUUUAGCUAUAAGAGUAAUUUAAAAAGACACAUAAGAAUCCACACAGGAAACAAAACGAAUGUGCAGUGACCGCCAAAACACAAAGGACUGAUGUAGGCAGAAAAACCAUUAAACAUACACAAGUGUCCCAGUUUCUUGUCAAAUAGGAUGCAUUAUUUAUAAGUUUUUCUUUUAUGCAUGCACAUUUUUCAGCCUUUUCAUUGACAGUCAUCAAAAUAAACUAAAUAACUCUUAUGUUGUGUAGUAUUUAGUUACAAGUUGAAACUGAAAUGGUUGUUUUGCAACCAAAAAUAACAUUUAGCAAAUAUUUCAAACGUUUCCCUAAAAUACUUUUUUUAAAUUAAUUGGAGAAAAAUGUUUUUUUUACUAUGUAGUACAAAAUUUGUUUAUGUAAUAAUAGUUGAAGUCAAUACAAAUUUAAAAGGUGUGAUUUAAAAAAAUUAACAAGCUUGAAGAAGACGCUCAUGUUUUAACAAAUGCAUUUAAUAUAGAUAAACAAAUGCUUUUGUUGUAGUUAUUGAGAAGUCAACUUCAGAAGAAACUUAUGACUAUGUCUGCAUGUCCUUUUUCUAAAUAAUGAUUAAAAUAACAAUUUCAAGGAAAAAUACAAUCUGGAAAUGUAUCGUUUGUCAAUAGUGUAGUGCUGCAACCGCAAACUAGCCUUUCUCUUGUCAUCUGUAUCAGAGUUAUUUAAAUGUAGAAUAAAAAUAAGAAUAAACUUAAUGUGAAAAAUC
Molecule: messenger RNA, 2423 nt
Organism: Nothobranchius furzeri (turquoise killifish)
Lineage: Eukaryota; Metazoa; Chordata; Actinopteri; Cyprinodontiformes; Nothobranchiidae
Source: RefSeq, a predicted model, not a curated record